This is a messenger RNA of Scomber japonicus (chub mackerel), 1889 nucleotides long. It is a transcript of the gene acot9.1, whose product is annotated as acyl-CoA thioesterase 9, tandem duplicate 1. The coding region runs from base 1 to 1305 and encodes 434 amino acids. The transcript has 16 exons. Gene Ontology annotation, cellular component: mitochondrion. Gene Ontology annotation, biological process: acyl-CoA metabolic process. Gene Ontology annotation, molecular function: fatty acyl-CoA hydrolase activity. Lineage: Eukaryota; Metazoa; Chordata; Actinopteri; Scombriformes; Scombridae. The record is from RefSeq and is a predicted model, not a curated record.
AUGUUCUCACCGAGGUUCCUGCUGCUCCGGUCGGCUGCGUCCUUGACCUCCAGGCCGUUCUGCAGCGGAGGCGUGUUGAGGCAGAGCAGGGCGGUGGACAUGGAGGAGGGAAAUCCCAUUUUACACGUUUCAAACGUGAGGGAUCAGCUGAGAGCAAUCGUGGGAGCUUCUACUAACUGGAGCGACCAUCAGCAGGCGUUGGCGGACCGCGUCUCGCUGUCCAACAUGUUGGCCAAGUCUCAAAACGACCUCCCAGCUAAGACGAUGAAGGACAGCUACAGAGAAGUCCUUCUGCCUCUGGGCUCAGAGCCGCAGCUCCGAGAGAAAUACCUGACCUUCCACAACACCGUCAGGUUUGGCAGGAUCCUGGAGGACUUGGACAGUUUAGCAGUCCUCAUCUCUUACUCUCACACCUAUAAUGCGGAGCUGAAGAGGUCUCCUUUGUCUAUUGUUACGGCCCUCGUGGACAAGAUCGAUAUGAGGCAGCACACCAUCUAUCCUGACUGUGAUAUCAAGUUCACCGGUCAUGUGACGUGGGUCGGGAAGACCUCUAUCGAAGCCAAGAUGCACAUGUCACAGUUUCGUGAUGGAGUUUAUGCCCCGGUGUUGGAUGCUACGUUUGUCAUGGUGUCUCGAGACCCGGAGAACAAGAGAGCAGCGUUUGUGAAUCCACUGAAACCAGAAGGAGCAGAGGAGGAGAAGAUUUUCCAGGAAGGAGAAGCUAAUAAAUCUCGGCGUGUGGAGCUGAGCACGGCGUCGCUGCUGAAAGUCGCUCCGGCAGACGAGGAGAGGAAGAUCGUUCACAAUCUGUUCCUCAACACUCUGGACACAAAGACGGUCAGUUUCCGCAGCAGAGUUCUGCCUCCGAACUCGGUUUGGAUGGAAGACGCCAAACUGAAAGGACUGGAGAUCUGCCAUCCUCAGGAGAGAAACAUCUUCAACAGGAUAUUUGGAGGUUUUCUGAUGAGGAAAGCCUACGAGUUGGGCUGGGCCAACGCCUGCUCCUAUGGAGGAUGUCGACCCAACCUGGUGGCCGUGGAUGACAUCCUGUUCCAGAGACCUGUGGAGAUCGGAUCCCUGCUCAUGCUCUCAUCACAGGUGUGUUACACGCAGGGGAAAUACAUCCAGGUCAGAGUUCACAGCGAGGUGUUCGACCCUCUGACCAGCCAGCACAACACCACCAACGUCUUCCACUUCACCUUCGCCUCCGACCGCGACGUCCCCAACAUCAUGCCGAUGACAUAUGGAGAGUCGAUGUUGUAUCUGGACGGGAAAAGACACUUUAACCAAACCGUGGAGUCAUGAGAGCAUCACGUCUACUUCCUGCCAAAAUCUGUCUCUGUCUGUGUGUGUCUGUCUCUGUGGGUGUGUGUGUGAAUGAAACUGAAAGCACUUCAUACAACAUAUCUGUCUUUCUUUACUUUAAACAACCAAACGGUGAUUAUUAUCUUAUCAUCUCUGUUAUUUUUACUUGUUCUGACAGUUUACAUUUCACAGUUCGGACCGUCAGCACUACACAAAGACAACCUCUUUAUUUUUAUACAUUUAAUUUACUCCUUUUCUUCUCUGUUUCUUUGUAUCAGCGUUUACAACUUCUCACCUCUCGUAUCGGACUGAUGAGAGUGAAGCAGAGGUCCAGUCUCUCUCUGUCUUCCAUAGUACUGUCUGCAUGGCUUUACAGUACAUUACAUUUUUAUAUAUUCCAUUGUCGCUUAUACGCACAAGACUUAUUUUACUUUACUGUUCUUUUUUUUAACGUUGGUUUGGAGGCUUUACUCUGAAUGAUUCAGGCUGCUGUGUGAAGGAGUGAGGGAGGGUGAGGUUUCAUUUUUCUGGCCUUAAGUUGUGUAUUUACUCAUAAAAUGCAAUAAAUAAAUGCUUAUUUAUCU